This is a messenger RNA of Sebastes umbrosus (honeycomb rockfish), 1077 nucleotides long. It is a transcript of the gene mrps15, whose product is annotated as mitochondrial ribosomal protein S15. The transcript is spliced from 8 exons. The record is from RefSeq and is a predicted model, not a curated record. Lineage: Eukaryota; Metazoa; Chordata; Actinopteri; Perciformes; Sebastidae. Gene Ontology annotation, cellular component: ribosome. Gene Ontology annotation, biological process: translation. Bases 123 to 893 code for a protein of 256 amino acids. Gene Ontology annotation, molecular function: structural constituent of ribosome.
UCGAUUCUCGCUCGGCUAGUUUGGUCUAGUCAAAAUGGCGAGCCUCAUGUAGGUCGAGUGUGUCACAGUUUCAUCAUCUUUAGAGAGUUUAUUUUACAUCUUGUGAGAUAUCCUGACAAACCAUGUUAACUAACAUCGCUCUGCGGUCUGUUCUGAAGACGUCGGUGGGUGUUUUGAGAGAGAGCAGCUCAGCUCUGUCAGUGAAACCCUGCUGGACAUCCUGCUGCUCGGCUCUACUGCAGGGACCCAGAGCCAGCUGUGGUGCAGGGAGCUUUGUUGUUCUUCCACCAGUGAGACAUUAUGCUCGGGCAGCAAAGAAAAAGACGACGGGCCCCGAGAGCCAGCUCAGUGAUCUUCCUCCAACAAUGCUGAAGAUGGAUUAUACAGCCGUGCCCCUCGCUCAGACGACUGAUGAUAUUGUCAAAAGACUUCUGUCAUUGGAGUUGGCGAGUCACAGUGAAAAGCUACAGCUGAAACAGGAACAGCUGAUUGCUAAAGUCCAGAGGGAUGAGGAUGAUCGCAACUCAGUGGAAGUCCGGGUGGCUGUUUUCACUGCAAAAAUCCGAAACUAUCAGGAGCACUUGCAAAAACAUCCCAAGGACAAAGCUAACAAGAGGCGGAUGCUCAUGUCCAUUGACCGAAGGAAAAAGCUUUUAAAAAACCUGAGGUUGGUUAACUACGACUCCUUUGAGAAAGUGUGCGAGCAGCUGGGCAUCACCUAUACUUUCCCUCCAGAGUACUACAGACGGGCCACUCGCCGCUGGCUGGCCAAGAAGGCCUUCUGCAUUAAGGUCUUCAAGGAAGUGCAGAAGCAGAAAGCAGAGCAGAAGCUGAAUAUGAAGCAAAGUUUAGCCUCCACGGACGCCGACGCAGCCAAGACAAAAGCUGUUUAGACUCACUAAAAGACAAUAUACUGUAUAUUACAACAAUGGAUUCUAAAUGCAGAAGCUUUACUUUUACAUCUUAUGUGUAUAUGUGGCAUGUGGAUAAAUUGCUCCCUUUUUCAUGUGUUAUCAUCACACAAUGUUCUUUUGCUUUCAAGUUGAUGUCAGAAAUAAAAAGUUGUAUUCAAAUGUC